UAAAAACCACAAAAAUUGAUAAUCCCAAACCCUCAUGACCCAACCCACCUUGAACUACACCAAGAACGAAAUCGCUCGCUUCACCCUCGAAGAAUGCCUCGAUCUCUUCAAAACCCUCACUGACCCUGACUCCAAACCCACCAUCACAAGCAGGGACUUCGACCCCAAGAUGCCCCAGUCAGUCUUAAAGUGGAAGGCUGGGUUCUUAGGGAUCAGUGUUUUGGUUACUACGUACUUUAUGUGGACUAGUGGGAACAAGGAAGAAGGAAAGGAACAGAGUGUUUUAGAAAGUGUGGGCAAAGGAGUUGGGGCUUGUCUAUUCACGGUGCUUUGUAACAAAGUAAGUAUAUUUGAAGAUCCUGAAGAAAAAGAAAGAAAAACUGACUUAAUGCUAAGAGCGGUCAGAGAUAGACUAAAGACUUGUUUCAAUGAAUUAUAAACCUCAAAGUCGCUAAUGAAGAAUCCAAGGCCUCUAACCUACUCACUGCUGCUGACCUCUACCUUUCCCAAGAAGCUUUAAAAGAAAAUUUCAUGAAGACAAUAGAGGGGUUGGAGGAAAGAUUGAAGCUUAGAGAACAGAAAGAUGAGGAAGAAACCAAGAGGGUUGCACAAGUGGAGAGCGAAGUUACGAGAAUGAGGAGAGAGAGUGAAGAGUUGAAGAAAGAGGUUACCUCUCAUCUCCAGACCACAAGCUCAACCAUCAGAACUUAUUCUCAAAGAGGAAGAUAUCAGGAAGACCCACCUCAGAAUGAUUCUAACUUUCAUUUUCAGACUCAAAACCCUUAUUUUUAGAGAUCCAGUAACUGGUAAAGGUUAUGGUUUGACCAUCUACAUCUUUUAAGGUCUUUAUUCUCAGCACUAUUCAAUUUGGAAAUA
This is a messenger RNA of Moneuplotes crassus, 876 nucleotides long. The record is from the annotation of a GenBank genome assembly. Lineage: Eukaryota; Ciliophora; Spirotrichea; Euplotida; Euplotidae.